Messenger RNA from Purpureocillium lilacinum, 321 nucleotides. RefSeq lists its product as uncharacterized. Lineage: Eukaryota; Fungi; Ascomycota; Sordariomycetes; Hypocreales; Ophiocordycipitaceae. The record is from RefSeq and is a predicted model, not a curated record.
AUGAUGUCCCCCAAGUUCUACAACUUCCUCGCCGUCGUGCUCAUGCUCCUCGGCCUCGUCUCAGCCGCCAGCUCCGUCGCCCCGGCCAAGACCACGGCUCACGUCACCACCACGCACACCACGACCGUCGUCGUGACCAAGACCACCCACGCCACCACCAAGGCCUCGGUCACUGCCUCAGUCACGGGCACCAACAAGAAGAAGGAGGCGGCCACCAGCACCUCCACGGCCAAGAGCGCCGGCAACAAGGUCGCCGACGCGACUCUCAUCACCGUCUCCCUGGCGGCUGGCCUCGUCACCUUUGGCCUGGUCUUGUCCUAA